UAGAUAACGCCACAGCGGCCCGUGACACAUCAAGGUAACAAAUAUUAUGCCCUUAAGCCCCUCUGGUUUAAGCCAAGAGUCAAGUCCGCUUGACGUUUUGAGUUUUCACAAGCCACCGCCAUCAUAACAACUUGGAGAAUUAAAGGCUAGUGGAAUCUAAACUUAACAACCGACUGCCGUCGUUCGUCUCUUACCUGCCCGUAAGCGUGAAUUGUCCUUGUUGUCAUUGUUCACACAUUGUGCGAGAAGAUGAGCGUCGACAUGGUGGAAGAUGGUCAGGACGAGGAGAAUUCAGAAUAUGGCGGAUGCGAGGGUCCAGAUGCCAUGUAUGUCAAAUUAAUAUCAAGUGAUGGGCACGAGUUUAUUGUCAAGCGAGAGCAUGCCUUGAUGUCAGGCACAAUAAAAGCUAUGUUAAGUGGUCCUGGUCAGUUUUCAGAAAACGAAACAAACGAAAUUCAUUUCAGAGAGAUACCCUCUCACGUUUUACAAAAAGUUUGUAUGUACUUCACAUAUAAAGCUCGUUAUACAAACAGCUCAACUGAGAUUCCCGAGUUCCCUAUUCCACCACAAAUCGCUUUGGAACUUCUGAUGGCAGCCAAUUUUUUGGAUUGUUAAUGUUGAGUAAUAAAAAUGGAUAUUUACAAAUUAUUAUAAUCACAGAAUUUAAACAACCAAGCUUUUGAAACAUAUUUAUCUUAAACUUAAAUAAAUAAAUGAUUCGUAAUUGA
Messenger RNA from Melanaphis sacchari, 728 nucleotides. RefSeq names its product elongin-C. The transcript is spliced from 3 exons. Gene Ontology annotation, cellular component: elongin complex. The coding region runs from base 250 to 615 and encodes 121 amino acids. Gene Ontology annotation, molecular function: protein-macromolecule adaptor activity. The record is from RefSeq and is a predicted model, not a curated record. Gene Ontology annotation, biological process: ubiquitin-dependent protein catabolic process. NCBI's taxonomy places the organism in Eukaryota, Metazoa, Arthropoda, Insecta, Hemiptera, Aphididae.